GUGUUUACUUGAACUAGAUAACGUUUCUAAUUAUGCAGUGAAACUAUUUUCAUAGUACUACAUGUAGUAUACAAGUGAAAUGGCAUACACGAAAGGAUUGAACCACUGGGCAGAUAUUCUAGUCGUCAUUUUAUAUUUUAUAUCUGUCUUAGGUGUUGGAUUGUGGACUUUAUGUCGACCAAACAGAGGCAAUGUGAAGAAUUACUUUUUGGCCGGUCGUUCUAUGCCAUGGUUUGCGGUCGGUGCCUCACUUUUUUCAAGUAACAUUGGAAGUGAACAUUUUGUUGGAUUAGCAGGGGCUGGAGCGGCAUCUGGUAUUUCUUUGGUACUGUUUGAAUGGUUUGUGAUUUUUCUUAUCUUGGCGUUAGGAUGGAUAUUUAUACCGGUGUACGUUUCAGCUGGGGUGUAUACUCUACCGGAGUACAUACAGAAACGCCAUGGAGGGCAAAGGAUGCGAACAUACCUUAGUAUUCUAUCUCUCAUUUUGUAUAUUCUAACUAAGCUUGCCGUCAGUAUUUUUGCUGGAUCCCUGUUCAUACAGAUGGCUUUAGGAUGGGACAUGUAUAUAUCGAUUGCUAUAUUGUUAUUUAUUACAGGACUUUACACAGUUUUAGGUGGACUUACAGCAGUAAUGUAUACAGAUACACUACAAACAUCAAUCAUGACUAUUGGAGCCAUCAUAGUAAUGGGAAUAAGUUUUAAUCAUGUUGGAGGUUAUAAUGCAAUGAAAAAGAAAUACAUGGAAGCACUUCCAUCAACCCGUGAUCUGAACACGACCUGUGGGUUACCAAGGAAAGAUGCGUUCCAUAUCUUUCUCGAUGCUGCGGGACAGGAAAACCCUUGGCCAGGACUUGUGUUCCAGGCUUCUAUUGGCUGUUUAUGGUACUGGUGUUGUGAUCAAGUUAUAGUCCAACGGUCAUUAGCUGCAAAAAGUUGUUCACAUGCCAAGGGAGGAUCACUUGUAGCGGGAUACUUGAAACUUUUGCCGUUAUUUUUACUGAUGUUUCCUGGAAUGAUCAGCAGGAUUCUAUACCCAGAUGAAGUUGCUUGUGUGGACCCUGACGUAUGUAUGAAAGUGUGCGAUAAUCCAGCUGGAUGUUCUAAUAUUGCAUAUCCAAAAUUAGUAAUGGAGUUGAUGCCUGUCGGAUUGAGAGGUUUCAUGAUAGCAGCUAUGAUGUCAGCAAUUAUGAGUUCCCUGACAUCUAUAUUCAAUAGUGCUAGUACAGUGUUCACAAUGGAUAUUUGGAGAAGGGUAAGGACAACAUCUACACAAAAGGAAUUGUUGAUAGUUGGAAGAUUGUUUAUUGUUCUGAUGUGUACCUUAAGCAUUUUAUGGAUACCAUUGGUUAAAUCAGCACAAGGAGGAAAACUGUUUACUUACAUGGUAGUCGUGGAGGGAUAUCUUGGAUCGCCACUUGGGGUUUUGUUUCUAACAUCUAUUUUCUGGAAAGGGACAACUGAAGCGGGAGCUUUCUGGGGAUUAUUGAUAGGACAUGUAGUUGGCGGCACACGGCUUAUACUUGAAUUUGUUUAUCCUGCUCCAGCAUGUGGUAAACCAGAAACCCGACCAGAAAUUCUAUACAAGUUACACUCCAUGUAUUUCAUUCCUCUUCUGUUGGUGUUGACUGCAUCUGCAGUAGUCGUUAUCAGCAUGUUUACUACUAAAAGAACCGAAGCUGAGUUAGUAGGUGUGACGUGGUGGACUCGAUAUGACCCGUAUACAGUCAAUCGUAAGGACAAAGUUGGUGAAGAACAUAUGACAAUAAAAGAAGAAUGCGACAGCGAUCAACGUCAAUCUGGAGGGUUGUGUUCACGUUUCGUGGUAUUCCUGUUUGGUAGCAACGAUUCUCAUCUGACCCAAGAAAUACAAGUAGCUGAUAGAAAAACAUUUCUACAAGAGAAAAGACUAUGGAGAAUUUUCCUUAACCUGCUUGCUGUAUUUCUGAUUGCCAUAAUUGCAUUUCUCUGCGGAUUUUAUCACUAAAUUGUAUUGAUGUGUUAAAUGCAUUGUACAGUUUCUGUUGUCUACAUUAAAAAGUAUAUGUCCGGUAAAUUUGAAAAAAAAUACGAGUUACAUUGAAUCAAAAGAAAAAUAUUCCUUACAUUUCACAAUAAAUAGUUACCUUUGACUAAUACGUAUUCAUAAAGGUAUAUAUUGAAUGUUUUAAGUAUACAAAAUAAAAACUGAAUGACUCAUUAUCAACAA
Molecule: messenger RNA, 2206 nt
Organism: Mytilus trossulus (common blue mussel)
Lineage: Eukaryota; Metazoa; Mollusca; Bivalvia; Mytilida; Mytilidae
Product: sodium/glucose cotransporter 4-like
Exons: 15
Coding region: 80-1984 (634 amino acids)
Biological process (GO): transmembrane transport
Cellular component (GO): plasma membrane
Molecular function (GO): D-glucose:sodium symporter activity
Source: RefSeq, a predicted model, not a curated record